AGAUUCCCACUGUGCUUCGGAGGCACCGGGCCAGAUUGUCUUGGAACAUGAUGUGUGGCGUUCCUUUGGUUGGUUGAUGGCAUAGUAGUUCAAUCAGCACUGAUUACUUUCUGGACACAGGAGGUUUUCACUUGAGAAGAAGCGAUGGCACACCGAGAAUUUAUUGUCCUGUAUACUCAUCAAAAGACAAAAAAGUCAAAAGUGUGGCAAGAUGGAAUUCUGAAGAUCCCUCACUUAGGAAACAAAGCAACUUUAUAUGAUGACAAAGGAUCAUGUUUGGAAAGUUUAUUUCUUAAGUGCUUUGAGGUGAAACCCGGAGAUGACUUAGAAAGUGAUCGUUACUUAAUCACUGUGGAGGAAGUUAAAGUUUCUGGAAGCACAGCUGUUAAAGAAGAUGUCAAAGAAACUCCGCAGGCAAGGAGGUUUGCAUCCUCUGGCCGGUCUCUUGGAUGUCAGCCUUCUGGCUUAAAACGCAAGUUUACUGGUUUUCAAGCACCACGCCAAGUUCCAAAGAAAAUGGUUAUUCCAGAAAAUGGAGAAUCAGCAAUGUUGAUUGAAGCUCAGAGACCAGGUCCUAUGCUUGUACCUCCAUGUUACAGCAUACCGCCUUUGUUUCCUACUAUUGGCAAAAAAGAUGUGAAUACUCUACCAACGAACCUUGAGAAUGCUCUCUCUUUUGAAACCAAAGAAAGAAGUAGCAUGUCUUCAGUUGCUUUUACUCCAGGCUUUAAGGUUAACUCGGAAAUGCUAUCUGAAGAAAAUUAUUUUUGCUCUGGAAGCAAUCAUUCAGACCCUUCACUAACCAAUGAGCCAAAUAAAAGAGAUAAUUUGACAUCUCAGUGUUCAGGAGGUACACAAGCCGUCAGAAGCAAAGCACAGAUACUAGCUCUUCUGAAGUCCAAGUCUGCUAAUAGGUAUAAGGAAUUCAAUUCUGAAGCUGCGGAACAUUUUCCUAAGGUGCAACCACAAGAAAGUUUAAAAAUUCCUAUUAAGCCGAAGUGCUUCAGUCUGCAGGAAGAGUAUGCUGAGAUGAAGAGCGAAGGCAAUUCCGACUCUAAGUACCCAUUGGAAAGUACUAUGAGAAACGAAAGUCGGUGGGCUAUGUAUUUAUCUGUACCAAAUUCACCUGUGCACUCUUUGAUGAAGGAUGCCAGUGAUACAGAGGUUGAUGUAAAUAUGAAUGUGAAAGAACUUUUGUCACCCAAAGUAGACGUCUCAGAAACAAGUACUGAAAAGGAUAAAAAGCAUAGUGAAGAUAAGCCUGUGGGAAGUAGUCACCAAUCCUGGAAUCAGGAAGUAAAAUUAGAAAUUCCUUCAUUACGUGAAAGCAACAGCUUACUGGUUACCUGCAGGAGAGCAGAAAAUGAUGGUUUAUUAUCUAAUUCUGACAUUCAAGACAGGAAUAAAGUACCUUUUAGUCAAAAUGACAAGGAAUACCUAGGACAGUCUGUUUACAUUACAGAAAAUGCUCAUGUGGCGAAUGCUUGUGAAGCACUGGAAGAAAAGUGUGAGCAACCAGUUUCUUCUCUGCCAGAAUCAGAACACCUACAAACUGAAUCUUUUCUAAAUAGCAAUUCUGGGAUCUCUGAUGACAUCAGAGACACAUUUUCUAAAAGUCAUACUGAUAGGGGGCAUCUAAAUAGUAUUUGUGAACAGCCAUUUUUGGAGAUAAAUUUUAAUCUGAACAAUUUUGAGACCAGUGACACUGAGGACGAAUCACAGGAAAGCAGUAAAGUUUCACAAAAUUCAGAAAGUGGAAAAAGAGAAAUUUUGAUUAACGAUGGCAAUUCAAGUGUUCCGAAGAGGUGGAAAGAUAUAAGCCGUAAGGAAAUGGGAAGUGAACAUUUGCCAUUGCUAACAUCUAUUGGUGGAAAACCUGCAGAGACAUCCCCUGUUAAAGAGAUUCUGCCAUCACAUUUCCUUGGUAAAGCUUGUGUGGAUUUUGACACAGGACCCUGCAAAGCUGAAAACACAGAGAAGGGAGUAGACGAAGAAUGCAGUGACACAUUAAGCAACUUUGACUCAUCUUUAGAGUGGACUGAUGAUGUUUAUUUCUGUAAUAAAAAAGAUGCUAAGAAGUCUCUCGAAAAAGUCAGAAUUAACCAUGAUUUUCCUCUAUUCCCAAAUGAAGCUAAGAAUACAAACAUGAUCACUAAUCAAAGUUCUGAAAGUGGUAGCCUAUUUUCUGAAAAUGUUGCACGUCAACCUUCUAUUUUAGGAAUUGACUUAGACAAAAAUGAUAAACAGGUUUUCCCAACAACCUCUAGCACUGACAGUAAUAUCCAAUUAUUAAAUGCCAAUCACAAUCAUUCUGGAAGCAUUGAGCUUGAUAAAACAAAUACUCAAGAUUCCAGUUCUUCGUUUUACUCUCUGGAUAAAAAGAAUCCUGUUCCCACAGACAUCACGGUUUAUGUUCCUGAAACCAAGCACUUGGGAAAGUUAAGAAGUUUACCGAAUGACUAUAAUGAAGUCGAAGCUGCCAGACAAAGUGUACAACAUGGGGCUAGAAAACCAUCUGUUACAGUAAUUCCACAGUCUGUACUUAGGUCUCCUCAUUGGAACCAGGAUUCUCAACAAAUACUUGAAGAAAAUGAAGCGCUUCCAUCACCGAAUGAAGCACAUCAGUCUUGGCCAUUCUUUUCCAUGGAAUGUGAAGAGGAGAAUACUUUUCUAGCUGAUAUUCCUAAUCAAAUAGAGGGAAAAACCUGUGACUCUAAGCCUGUUGAGUUUCAAGGGCACCAGGUAAGAGGAUCAGCUGCUGGUGACGUGAUGGCCAGAGGCUGCAUCUCACAGCUGGACAGCAGGCAGUUUCCAGGUGGCACUGGGUAUGAAAACUCGAUGAGAAACACUUGUUUUUUCACGCCGAAGUUGCGUAGUGCUUGUAUACAGAAUGACUUCUCUCAGUUCCCUAAAGGAAACUUUCCAAAAGGAAGUACUGUCUUUAAUAUUGAAGACAAUUUGAAAAUGAUAGCUGAGUCUGAAAAGGACUCAAUUGAAAAUAAUUGUUUCCUUACAAAUGAAUCAGAACAUUCAUAUAAUUUUUUGAAUUAUGAUUUUAAGUCAGCAGAGAAGACUCUGUGUGAAGCAAAUAAGGUGACAUCAUCAGAACACACAUUGAGCCCUGUCUCUACUUUCUCUCGGAACACAAGAGAUGAAGACUUCAUGCUAGAAUUCUCUAAGGAAUCCUUGAAAGCAAGAACUUUUCCUGGUGACCAGAUUGCUAUUUUGUCUGCUUUAGGAAUGAAAAAGGCCAGUCCUCUGCAAACUGUGAAUACUCAAAGGCUCCCAUUAGUAAGUAGAACUCGAGUUCCACUUAUCACUUUGCCACCUGCUGAUGGGCCACCUGAAUCAGAUGCUUUUCCCUAUGUACCUGACUGCGACACACAAGAAUCUUCUGUUUCUCCCUUUUUCGAUUCAUGUGAAGAGUCAGCAGUUCCUUGUAGCUUCGGGUUUGGUGACAAAAGUGAAAUUUCUUUCUCUGAAGAAUCUAGGGAAAUGACUCCAUGGGAUGUUUUACUUCUUGAUAAUAAACUUACUCAGAGUAAAUGGCUGAAAUAUCAGAACAUAUCCCAGUACAACUUGACUAUUCCAGAGAGAGUGGAUCAGAAAGUAACAGAUGGCUUCUUUGCUGAGACGGGUUCUGGGCUGCAUUUUAGUGGCACAGAUGAAAUGCAGAGUGAUGCUGUGAAUGACAUCUCAUUAGACUCUGUGCAUUUGCAAAUGAUGAAAAGCAUGCUCUAUCAGGAGCAGCAGGAUGUUAGCAGCCGAGAUUUGGUUUCCAGAAAGACAGCACUUUCUUUGAAUUUAAAGCAAGCUUCCAGGACUGAGAAAAUUCAAAAAAUGUUAGGAGGGUCUGCCUGCUUCAACAACAGUGUAAAAGAGUUUCAGGAGAUAAAUGACUCUGAGCUGUGUUUCCCAAGUGGGCAGAAGAUAAAAUCAGCUUAUCUUCCCCAAAGGAAAAUCCACAUACCAGCUGUUUUUCAGUCUCCUGCUCAUUAUAAGCAGAUUUUUACCUCUUCUAUCAUAGAACAUUUAAAUAUAUUGCUUUUUGAGAUGGCAUACAGGUUGCACAAGGCUCUUUCAAAAGUUGACAUAUCAUUUUAUACAUCAUCAAAAGGAGAGAAACUGAAAAAUUUGGAUAAUAAUAUACCCUCCUGCCAUCAUAAUCAACCUGCAAAACUUGUUAUGGUAAAAAAGGAAGGUCCAAAUAAGGGUCGUCUCUUUUACACAUGUGAUGGGCCCAAAGCUAAUCAAUGUAAAUUUUUCAAGUGGCUUGAGGAAGUGGAUCCAGGAGUUUCAACGCAGGAAAAAUCUAAAUCUAGCUUGGUUUUAAGGGAUAUUAAGAGUAUUGGUGUAUUCUUAAGAAGUCAAAAGAUUCCGCUGUAUGAGGAAUGCCAGCUUUUAGUGAGAAAAGGAUUUGAUUUUGAGAGAAAGCAUGGGAAACUAAAAAAGUUUACUACAAUAAAUCCUGACUUUUAUAAUGAAUCAAAAAGCAGACUUUAUCUUAAGCUGAGUAGGAAAGAAAGUUCUUCAGUGUAUAGCAAAGAUGAUCUUUGGGUAGUUUCCAAAACCCUAGACUUUGAGCAGGAUACUUUCAUUGCGUGUAGUGCUUUUUUUGGACCAUCAUCUCUCAAGGAAGUUGAGCUGUUGCCUUUGAAAGGCUAUUUCCCUUCUAAUUGGCCCACUAACAUUAUGGUCCAUGCAUUACUGGUUUGUAAUGCUAGUACUGAGCUGACUACUCUGAAAAACAUUCAGGACUACUUCAAUCCAGCUACUCUUCCUAUAACUCAGUACCUGUUAACAAUGUCUCCAUCAACCACAGUCAGCAACAAGAGAAUUAAUAAGAGAAGAUUUAUCCCACCAGCCUUUGCAGAUAUCAACACAAAAUUUGAAUUACUCAACCAAGGAGCAACGUUGCAGUUAGCUCAUGAGUUAAUUCAGGUACACAGAUUAAAUGAGGAUCAAGCGACAGCUCUAAUUCAAAUAGCUCAGAUGAUGUCUUCCCACGAAAUUCUUGAAGAAGUGAAGGAAGUGAGGAGUCAUACUCUUCCUAUCACAAUCAUACAUGGUGUCUUUGGAGCAGGCAAGAGUUAUUUGCUGGCAGUGGUAGUUUUGUUCUUUGUACAGCUGUUUGAAAAGAGUGAAAUUCCUACAGUUGGAAAUGCAAGACCAUGGAAACUUUUGAUUUCUUCCUCUACCAAUGUAGCUGUUGACAGAGUACUUCUUGGACUUCUUGAUCUUGGAUUUGAAAAGUUUGUCCGUGUUGGGAGUAUUAGGAAGAUUGCCAAGCCAAUUUUGCCUUACAGCUUGCAUGCUGGCUCAGAAAAUGAAAAUGAACAAUUAAAAGAAUUACUUGCACUAAUGAAAGAAGAUCUGACUCCUGUGGAAAAAGUGUAUGUGAGAAAGAGUAUUGAGCAGCACAAACUGGGCACCAAUAGAAAGCUGCUAAAGCAGGUUCGAGUGGUUGGGAUUACCUGUGCAGCCUGCCCAUUCCCAUGUAUGAAUGAUCUUAAGUUUCCUGUGGUUGUGCUUGAUGAGUGUAGUCAGAUCACUGAACCAGCUUCUCUCCUUCCCAUUGCAAGGUUUGAGUGUGAGAAGUUGAUUCUUGUUGGAGAUCCUAAACAGUUACCUCCAACUAUUCAGGGUUCUGAGGCAGCUCAUGCAAAUGGAUUGGAACAAACUCUUUUUGAUCGACUUUGCUUAAUGGGUCACAAAUCAGUUAUGUUGAGAACCCAGUACCGUUGUCACCCUGCAAUUAGUGCUAUCGCUAAUGAUCUCUUUUAUGAAGGAAACCUUAUGAAUGGCAUUUCAGACACAGAGAGGAGCCCUUUAUUGGAAUGGCUGCCAACCCUGUGUUUCUAUAAUGUUAAAGGGCUGGAACAGAUUGAAGGAGAUAACAGCUUUCAUAAUGUGGCAGAAGCUAGCUUCACACUCAAGCUGAUUCAAUCACUGAUCGCAAGUGGAAUAGAGGGCUCUAUGAUUGGGGUGAUAACAUUAUACAAAUCCCAGAUGUACAAGCUGUGUCAUUUACUCAAUGCAGUGGACUUUGACCAUCCUAACAUUAAAGCGGUGCAGGUGUCCACAGUAGAUGCUUUUCAGGGAGCCGAAAAGGAGAUCAUUAUUCUGUCCUGCGUAAGGACAAGACAAGUAGGAUUCAUUGACUCAGAGAAACGGAUGAAUGUUGCAUUGACCAGAGGAAGAAGGCAUUUGUUGAUUGUGGGGAACUUAGCCUGUUUGAGAAAAAAUCGAUUAUGGAGUCGUGUGAUCCAGCAUUGUGAAGGAAGGAAAGAUGGAUUGCAACAUGCGACCCAGUGUGAACCACAUCUGAACCAUCUCCUUAAAGAUUAUUUUGAAAAACAAGCAGAAGAAAAACAGAAGAAGAGUGAAAAAGAGAAAUUUAACGAAAAAUCUCAAUCAUGAUAAGAUAUGGCAUAAGUAUUUUGUAUUUAUGUAAAUUCAGAUUCAUUUUGCACUGUAUAUUUUUGUAUUAUGCCAAAGCCUUUAUUACUAAAAAAACUUAUGCUGUUUACAAAGCAUGCUAAAUAUAUACAUCUAAAAUACUGGCUCUUCAAAAACUACAUUAUUAAGAUACACAAAGU
Ochotona curzoniae (black-lipped pika) is the source of this 6599-nucleotide messenger RNA. It is a transcript of the gene ZGRF1, whose product is annotated as zinc finger GRF-type containing 1. The record is from RefSeq and is a predicted model, not a curated record. Gene Ontology annotation, biological process: double-strand break repair. Gene Ontology annotation, molecular function: zinc ion binding; helicase activity. Gene Ontology annotation, cellular component: site of double-strand break; nucleus. Lineage: Eukaryota; Metazoa; Chordata; Mammalia; Lagomorpha; Ochotonidae. Bases 145 to 6420 code for a protein of 2091 amino acids. The transcript is spliced from 30 exons.